Myripristis murdjan (pinecone soldierfish) is the source of this 2101-nucleotide messenger RNA. RefSeq names its product calsequestrin-1-like. The transcript is spliced from 16 exons. Gene Ontology annotation, biological process: regulation of skeletal muscle contraction by regulation of release of sequestered calcium ion. Lineage: Eukaryota; Metazoa; Chordata; Actinopteri; Holocentriformes; Holocentridae. Bases 645 to 1817 code for a protein of 390 amino acids. The record is from RefSeq and is a predicted model, not a curated record. Gene Ontology annotation, molecular function: calcium ion binding. Gene Ontology annotation, cellular component: sarcoplasmic reticulum lumen; Z disc.
GAAAUUGAUUGGAUGAACUGUUGGAAAGAGCCAUACCAAUUACCACGCCUCCUCCACUUGCUUGAUCUGUACCCGCCCACUCUCAUCUGAGCCCAUUCUCACCUGAGCUCAUUUCCACUGCCUGUCUAUAUAACCACCUGCACUGCAUUGUUCUGUUUGGCAGUGAGGCCAAACACACGUUGGCGAUCCCCUUCACCAAUGCAGAUAGUAAUGGUUAACUGAUAAAAACAGCCCAUUCCCAUUCCCAGAACAUCAAAUAACAGCCUGGUCCCACCCUUCUGUGUCUGAUGCAAGCGCCAACGCACGAGUUUGAUUCCCAUUUCCAUCAUUGGAUGCUGGAGCCAAUCCUAAUGCUCACUGGGCGGAAGGCAGAGGAAACACCCUGAACAGGUUGCCGGUCCAUCACAGGACAGACAGAGCCUGCAAACAGUCAACCACAAACAUUCCCCUGGCGGCCGGGGACAGCCGACACCACAGACACAGACAGGAAGUGAACCCGAGAGAGGAAGCACAUUUCUGCUGCGCUGACCACUUUUCCCUCCCUCUGAGCGGGGAGAUCGAUAGAUAUCACACCGCCGGAGAGGAGGCCAGCGCCCAAAAAGAGGUCACGUGAGGUCAUUUCACGGGGACUCGAAGACUUCCAAAUGAAAUCGCCCUGCUCCUCUCAACCUCACCAUUAUUGCUUCAAUUUCACAUUCGAGAUCCGUGCACCGCUGAAGGUAGAGGUAGAUCCAACCAUCCAUAUGCAGCUUGCAGCCCAGGUCCUGGAUGAUCUUGAUGAUGAGGACAUUGGAUUUGGCCUGGUGGAUGAAAAGAAAGACAUGGCAGUUGCCAAGAAGCUGGGCCUGGAUGAGGUGGAGAGCAUCUACAUCUUUGCUGAUAAUGAGAUCAUCGAGUACGACGGAGAGCUGGCUGCUGACACCCUGGUGGAAUUCCUCUACGAUGUGAUCGAGGACCCUGUGGAGAUCAUUGACAACGAGCGUGAGCUGAAGGGUUUCCACAACAUCGACGAGGUCAUCAAGCUGGUGGGCUACUUCAAGAGCGAGAAAUCUGCUCAUUUUAUUGAGUAUGAUGAUGCUGCUGAGGAGUUCCACCCCUUCUACAAAUUCUAUGCCACAUUUGACCCCAAGAUUGCCAAGAAGCUGAAGCUGAAGUUAAAUGAAGUGGAUUUCUAUGAGCCUUUCAUGGAGGAGCCCGUCACCAUUCCAGGAAAGCCCUACACUGAGGCUGAACUUGUUGACUACAUCGAAGAGCAUGACAGGCCUACCCUGAGGAAGCUUGAGCCUCACAGCAUGUAUGAGAUUUGGGAGGAUGACAUUGACGGAGAGCACAUUGUCGCCUUUGCUGAGGAGGAUGACCCAGAUGGUUUUGAGUUCCUGGAAAUCCUGAAGGAGGUGGCUCGUGAGAACACUGACAACCCAAACCUCAGCAUCAUCUGGAUUGACCCCGACAACUUCCCCCUGCUGGUACCUUACUGGGAGAAGACCUUCCGUAUCGACCUUUCCUCUCCCCAGAUUGGUGUGGUCGAUGUAGAGGAUGCCGACAGCGUGUGGAUGGAGAUGGACGACCAGGACCAGAUGCCCACGGCUGAUGAGCUGGAGCAGUGGAUCGAGGACGUCCUGUCCGGAAAGAUUGACCCAGAUGAUGAUGAUUACGAGGUAGAGGACGACGAUGAUGAUGAUGAUGAUGAUGAUGAUGAUGACGAUGACGACGAUGAUGAUGAUGAAGAUGACGAUGACGAUGAUGAUGAUGAUGACGACGAUGAUGAUGAUGAUGAUGAUGAUGAUGAUGAUGAUGAUGAUGACGACGACGAGUAAAUAUUCAGACCCAUCUUUCGGCUCAUUUUGCUUUAGCCAAUAAUGGCAAAAAAAAACCAAAACAACAACUGUAGCAGCAAUUUUUUUCUAACAUCGUACAGCAAACAAACCUCGUGUCAGUUCCAGUUUGCUUCCUGUUUGGCUUCCUCGGAGCCUUUAAGGGACGAAAAACAUGGCCCAAUUGCAAGAUUACAAUUUCAGUCAGUGUAGAAGGUUUUCAAAGAAGCAGAAGAGGAUUUUUUUUGUAAAAAACAAAAAACCAAAAACAAGCCAAAAAAAAAGAA